AUCCGAACUGCUGCCAUGGAGACCGAGGAUGGGGGAGAGCCGGGGCCACUGUGGGUGUCGGAGACUCUGCGGGUGCUCGCUGCUGCCCUGCGGGAGUGCGGGGCGCCCUUUACCGUCUGGUUCAAAGAGAGCAACCAGAAGAACCUGAGGAGCCGGGACUUCCUGGUGCCCCGGGGAGCGCUGAGGAAUUCCUUCCCCGAGGGAGAGGUUCCGGCAGAUCUGAUCCAGAAGCUGAUGACAUUAAAAGUCCCGGGAACUCUCCCUAUUAAAAAAUGUCAGCAGACAGAAGCCGGGCUUGUCAUCCAGCUGGACAGGCUUGACACCUUCCAUCGAAUUCUGAGAGACUUCACACCGUAUAUGAGGCCUGUCCCGCCCUCCUCGGAUGCAGUACAGACCGCACUGAUCCUGAACUGCGCCCCCCUGCACGCUUGCACCAGUCUGGACACCUUCAAGCUCAGUCACCUUAGAGCCGUAUUAGUGGCAGAUCACAUGGCAGAGGUGCUCACACUAAGAGGGGAACAGGUCCAUUUGAUACCUCCAAUCAGGAACAAGGACAUUGGUGACUUUUUGAAGCAGCUGGGGAUCACAUGGCCUUCUGUUAAAUCUCUGGAUGUAGAUCAGACCAUUUCUAGAUACAAGUAUUGCUUGAAGGAAGAACUUGGCAGCAGCAGCAGCAGUGUCAGUGGGGACUGUCACCCGCCAGCAGAUGCGUCUUCUGUGUCCGCCCUCUUCAGUGUACAUCUGAAAUCCAGUUCUCAGGAGCAUGGCCUCUGCCUGGAGGGAUAUGACCCAAAUAUCGACCAUUUCCUGGUCAGCGAGGACGACCUGAACCAUGUGGCAUGGCUGGAGAAUUCUGUCAAGGAGUCUAUGGGGGCAGGACCCUGUGCUGUUCUUCACAUCGUUAGCCGCGAGGAAGAGUUCCACCAGCAGAAGCUGGACCUUCUCUGGAGGUUGCUGGAGCCCGGAGCAGCAGCCGUCACUCAGAAGCAUCUAAUUUGUGGACCAGUGAUAGUCCUCAGUCCGCAGUCCCCGGUCAGCUGCUCUCAGUAUUUUCAUUUGCGGAAGGCCCAGAUGCACAAAGCUUCCGUCAUGAAGUACGGGGACUGUGUUCAAGGUGACAGCUGGGAUGAAAUUAUCAACUCUCUCACCUCAGCUGCAAUCAAAUUUGAGUUGAUGGCAACCCCUCAUCGUACACAGGUAAACCUGAAUUUAGAGGAAGCAAACAUUACAACAAAAGGAACAAAGAGUGGGGCAUUUGUGAUGUAUAACUGUGCCCGGCUCUCCACGCUGUUUGACAGCUACAACAAUGCCGUCAGCCAAGGUACAGAGUCCAGAGGGUUACAUACGGACAGAAAAGUCAGAGGAUUGUACCCAGAAUUUCCACCAGCUGCUGAAUUCAACUAUUCCAGCCUGAGUGAGGAGGGAGAAUGGCUCCUGCUCUUUAAUUACAUCCUGAUGUUCCCAGAGGUCCUAAGCGAGGCGGCACAGAUCUCACUGACGUCCCCAGGCAUCCGGGUCACAGCCAGCACCGAAGCGAUAUGUAAAUUCCUCGUCAAUCUCAGUAUGGACUUCAGCUGCUACUAUAACAGAGUGCAUAUCCUGGGGGAGCCGUUACCUCACCUCUUUGGUUUGAUGUUUGCUCGCCUACAGCUGAUGAACGGUAUUAGAAGUUUGCUGCAUUCUGCAUUGUCUACAUUACAUCUACAACCUCCAGCCCAGAUAUGA
Molecule: messenger RNA, 1725 nt
Organism: Staurois parvus
Lineage: Eukaryota; Metazoa; Chordata; Amphibia; Anura; Ranidae
Source: the annotation of a GenBank genome assembly